Messenger RNA from Haliotis rufescens (red abalone), 2809 nucleotides. RefSeq lists its product as uncharacterized. The coding region runs from base 681 to 1430 and encodes 249 amino acids. The record is from RefSeq and is a predicted model, not a curated record. The transcript has 2 exons. Lineage: Eukaryota; Metazoa; Mollusca; Gastropoda; Lepetellida; Haliotidae.
UACUGUUAAAAGCGGCUUUAAACCCAACUCACUCACUCACUCAUAAUGAGGUCUUUUUAUCUUAGCAAACAUAACUUGAUGUAGGUUUUAUCUGUUUCCACGUGACACACCUGAGAGAACACAAUAAAUACAGUACACAUACCUUAUCCUGUAUGCCAGAAGUACGUGACUAACACAAGUGGGAAUUAUUUGCUUACUGGAAAUGUGAUAGAGGCCCACUAGGUCAGGCCUGCCUUGAACGUGAAAGCGGCAUGGUUACAGCAAAUACGACACGGUUAGAAUUGUGAAAUACACAGCGUCAGACGCUGGUUUGAUUUUGAAAUGCAAAACCUAUUGCGUAACUCACGCAGAUUACGUUUAUACCUGUGGCUGACUCGUCAGUGUUUGCUAGAAAACAGGCGCUUUCUCCCGGAGAAGUAUAUGUGGUUGGUAGGUGUAGCGUCGGGAAUUGUAUUGACUGGAAGACAACAGUGUUGACGGGGACGAAGAUAACAUAAUUCUGACACGUAUGGAUGACUGAGGAUUCUUAGUAGCAUGAACAUAUGACAGUGUUCAACAGUAGUUCCCUGUAUGAUAACCAGAAACUUCACAAUCAGCGGUGAUCAGUCAUCAAUAUUUACACGUAUAACGAACGGAGAUCAAUAAUCAAUCCUACUCAUAGAACGAGAACUUGAUCAACAAUGCCGCGUCAUGGGCGCAGACAUGGACAUGGACUCAGAAGUCACGGCCAUUUUGGCCACGGCGGCCAUUUUGGUCAUGGCGGCCAUUUUGGUCAUCGCAGCCAUUUUGGCCAUGGCAGCCAUAUUGGCCAUACCAGCCUUUUUAGCAAUGGUAACCGCAUCGGUCGUCAUGGGCGAUCUAACCUUUCUCCGGGAGAGAUGUUGCUUCUAGAUCAACUCAACAACCCACUGAAUUCAACAAACAUGAUGAUGAAUGUGACAACUGCUUACCCGACAGGAAACUACUACGGAAUUCUGGGAACUCCCGGAGGUGCCCGAGUUAUGGUGUCGUCUGCUCCCGGGUCCAACGUCUCUACCCCUCAGUCUGUCGGGUCUUCGGUGGGUGUCUGGCCGCAGACGCCGCAAGGUGGUCAGGUCCUGCGUCAAGUCGGGUUUGAGAGGGUGCAGAACGAGCCGAGCGCCCCCUAUAUCAACCCACCUCCGUCUUAUUCAAGCGCCACUGUGGAUUACCAGGUAGUAUCAACAAAUGGCACCCCCGGGGGACACUUGGAGCCAUUAGGGAUGGAAGAUCAAGGGCAGAGUGACAGUUCUAACGCCAAGGGUCAAGGUUACAUUGACCUCUUCCCCAAACCCGUGUCCACCUCGCGGGACUCCCUGGAAUACAUCCAUGCUGCCCCACAUAUCAGAUACCGCGAUACAUCGUCACGUGAUGGGGACUCCCAGAGCAGAGGCUGUUGCGUCAUAUCCUGAGAGUAUCAUUGACGGACGAUCCUGUGUUUAUCAAGGCAAGGGUGACAUCAUGUCAACAAAUACAAUGUUGCCCUGUGACGUGAAUUAUAUAAGGCUCACUACCCCAUGCCACUCCAUAGAUAUUGACUCCUGUGUUCAAAGGUUUUAGUGCAACGGGUUACCUUGUACGAUUGACGGUAUUGGAGGUAUGCUUGGUCGGGCUUGUGUGCCCAUAGACUCCACUGUGAUGACAUGGGAGGCCUGAUGAACUGUGCUCAGCCUUCGCAGCACUGUCCUUGGCUGCACAAGGGAAACAGAAGCCUAUGUGUUUUUCAAAUGGCGAAUAUGUUAUUUCAGAUGGUAACGUAACUUAAAGCAAUAUAAUAGAACAAUAUGUUAUUUGCACAGAAACAGACAUACAAUUCACACGUAUCUAAUACAGUUUAUAGGACAUUGUUGAAGAGGCACUGGCUACGGUCAUCAGUGUUUAUUUACUUUGACGUAAACAUUUAUUAGUUACAAACAAGUACACAGUUAUGCAUAUACAUAUUCGAACACAUAUCUAAGGUACUUCUUUGUCUGUACAGAAUCAAACACAUACACAAGAUAGACAAUAUGCCCCGUUAAUAUUUGAAAUACAAAACAGGGGGACAAUGCCAAGUAUCUAGAUUAUAAGUUCGUCUGCAAAGAAAAUGAUAAUAUAUACAGUACCUGCAGACAUAAAAACAAAUGUAAUUCUGCACUCAAUAUAUACGAGUAUGGCUGUGCAUAAUAAAACACAAGCCGCACACACACACACACAAACAUAAAUGAGUUUAUGUGGUAGUGUAAUUUAUUGUUAAACAAUGAUUGUAACUGUAUUACAUUGUUUCUAUUGAGAUUCUGUGGAAGGUCAUUGCAUUGCAAUUGAACAAUAAUUAUUUAUCAGGAAUGUAGUACUAUUUAAUGUAAGCAGUGGUGGGUAGUUAUUAUAUUUAAAUGCUCGAAUUAUCUGUAAACUUCCGGAAUAGCAUUGAUGGACGUCAAAUAUUAUUCUGGAAUAUUCUGUGAUGUUAAAGCGACACUGGACUGGUCUGACAAAGUGUAGAAAUGUUGGAAGCUGGUAAGACUAAAUACGUUGAACGUCAUCUCACAUUUCAUCUGACAUUACAUCAAGACCGGAUUUUUUGUGAAGAUCACUUUUCACUCUGGUGUUCACCCUAGGCUUUUCUCGGACGCUGGACCACUGUUCUCGCGAGGUGAUUAUUAUUCUUGUCAUUGUCAUUUCACUGCUCUCACAUUUUAUACUGCCGUUGAAUAUUGUACUACCACUCUAUUGUGUACUGCUAUUGUAAUUGAUGUGCAGUUAUUUGUAUUGAUUUGUAAACCUAGUUAAUUUUAGAAUACAAUUGUUGAUUGAA